UGUGCUGCGAGAUAGCGUUGCGUCGAAAUAAUAUUCAGUUCUGCGAUGGAUGAUUUCAUACUAAACAUAUCGGAUUCGUCCGAUGAAAACGAUACCCAAGAUCGGAACGAGGAGUCGAAACCAGUUUCCAAGAAAUCCACAACCGGCAGCAACUCGAUGGACGAUGGCAAUACUGGACAUUCGUCCCGCGCUACAGGCACUAGAAAAUCUGUGGAUGCAGAUAAAAACAGCGAAAACCACGAGGCCACCAAUGGAACUAAGAAAGGACGAGCGAAGCGUGGCCUACGGAACAGACUGUUCGACGAGAACUCGAAAUUCUUGGCGGAUUUCGACCCCGGUCAAUCUCAGCGCGAAAAGCGAAAGAUGGAGCGCAGCAUACGCGUAGUAACGAAACCAAUCGGGUUGUACGACUUGAAGGGAAUGCUGCGAAGCAACGGUGAAGAUUUGUGCGACUGUCUGGAGCAGCGAUGUCCUGGCUGCCAUAUGCCGUGUUCCGAUUGCGGCAAUGGCAAAUGUGGCAAAGUGUGCCGCAAGUAUCGCAAAUGGAUGUACGACCGGAUUGAAAUGGAUGCGAAAAAUGGUGUGAGACAUAAUCCAUUUAAAAACUAACCAUCCGUUUGUUGUGUAGAAUUAAUUUAUUGUUUCCAACUUCC
Molecule: messenger RNA, 653 nt
Organism: Anopheles moucheti
Lineage: Eukaryota; Metazoa; Arthropoda; Insecta; Diptera; Culicidae
Product: ARL14 effector protein-like
Exons: 1
Coding region: 46-609 (187 amino acids)
Cellular component (GO): intracellular membrane-bounded organelle
Source: RefSeq, a predicted model, not a curated record